Messenger RNA from Eruca vesicaria subsp. sativa (arugula), 189 nucleotides. The record is from the annotation of a GenBank genome assembly. Lineage: Eukaryota; Viridiplantae; Streptophyta; Magnoliopsida; Brassicales; Brassicaceae.
AUGACGAUGAUGGGCCAACGUCCACCGCGACGGCCCAAGAAGCGUCUCAGAGCUGUUCAGAAACAGAUUAAUUUGUUGCAUCCAGCUUUUUAUUUUAGUGAAGUUACUGAAGAUAUCUACGAAGUUCCAGAGGCUGUAGAGACCAGAAAGGAAUUCAAGGAGGGUGUGCUAUACGAAAAGGUUGACUAA